GUAAAAUACAUAUUUAUUUCAGAAAACGAAUUUUUCAGUUGACUACCUGGCGAUGUCUUAGUAACAUCUCACUCGGAUAAGAAAGCAGCAUAAUGUUUAAAGCUUACGUCAAUUUAUUCAGAGGGACUGGUCCUCAACUGUUAUGUAUGCUCUUUGGUACUCUCAACGCUCUCUCUGAUGGUAUGCAUUAUGGUUGGACUGCACCAACAAUACCAAUUCUACUCGAAGAAGAUAGUCCAAUCAAAAUAACACAAAAUGAUGUUGUUUGGUUAGAAGCAUUAUACAUGAUAUUUGGUCUAGUGAGCUUACCAUUAACAGUAUACUUAGCUGACAAGAUCGGAAGACAAAAGUCGGUUCUUGUGGCCUCAGCAACAAGUCUGAUUGGUUGGACCUUAAUAGGUACUGCAACCAGGGUUGAAUACCUGUACAUAGCAAGAAGUUUGGUAGGAGCUGCAGCUGAUGUAGCCUUCGUAUGUUCACCCAUGUAUGUUGCUGAGAUAGCCCACGAAAAAAUUCGUGGCUUUUUAGCUGGCACUAUCUACGUAAUGGAACUAGGUGGUGUCUUUUUGAUCUACUGCAUCGCGCCUUUCGUAUCUAUACGUAUCCCACCUAUAGUAGGAGCAUGCAUCGUCACAACACAACUCAUCAUAUUCCCUUUUAUGCCUGAAUCUCCAUAUUUCCACCUAUACAAAGGGAAAGAAGAGGCUGCAAGAAAAUCUUUGAGAUUCCUCCGUGGAACAGAUGACAUAGACGAAGAGUUCAAGGCUAUACAUUCUGCUAUAGAGAGACAAAAAGCUGAAAAAGGAAGACUACAAGAUUUAAUUUUAGUUAAGAGCAACAGAAGAGCCAUAUGGGUCAUGACUAUUCUUAACUGUGGUCAACACAUGAUUGGUUUCUCAGCUAUACUGAUGAAUCUUCACACCAUCCUGAGUGCUGCUGAUGUCACGUUUGUAAGUUCCGACUCAGCUGCAAUUGUAUAUUCGGGCAUCAUGAUGUUAGCAUCCAUAGUUGCCAGUUUGAUUGUAGAUAAGUUUGGACGUAAAGUGCUGGUGAACAUAUCUUGCAUCACUGCGGGAUUGUGUCUUUUAGGUAUUGGUGUAUUCUUCCAAUUGAAGGCUUCUGGUGUUGAUGUGAAAGCUUUGAGCUGGAUUCCUAUAGUGUUUAUCAUGUUCUACGCCGCAUUCUUCAAGUUUGGAAUAGGUACGAUUCCGAUAGUGAUGACAGCAGAGAUAUUUUCUGCUAAGGUUAAAGCUUUAGGAAUGAGUGUAGCGGAUGGGAUGUACGUUUUUUUCUCAACUGUUUCCAUAUACGCUUAUCAGUGGUUGAACGAAACGUAUGGGAUGCAUUUUGUGUUUUACAUGUUUAGCGCCUUUUCUGCUUCUACCUUCAUUUUGACUAUGAUAUUUAUUCCCGAGACUAAAGGAAAGACACUCGAAGAAAUACAGCUCAUGCUAAAGAAGUGACAUGGAGGAGAAUCAUAAAUAAAAAAUGUAUUGAAUAAAUAACAAAAAAAUUGUAAACAACGAAAAUAUAUGGAUUACAAAAAAACCUUUUACUUGUAUUUUUGUGCAAUAAUAAAAAGUUUCUCACUUGUUUCGGAUGAUGAUAGUGCUUGCGA
Harmonia axyridis is the source of this 1618-nucleotide messenger RNA. RefSeq names its product facilitated trehalose transporter Tret1-like. The coding region runs from base 93 to 1463 and encodes 456 amino acids. Gene Ontology annotation, biological process: transmembrane transport. The transcript is spliced from 3 exons. Lineage: Eukaryota; Metazoa; Arthropoda; Insecta; Coleoptera; Coccinellidae. The record is from RefSeq and is a predicted model, not a curated record. Gene Ontology annotation, molecular function: transmembrane transporter activity. Gene Ontology annotation, cellular component: membrane.